ACAGACUUCCCACGUGUGUCCUGCUUUAGUUGCAGCUUUUGUCACAACUGAUUACAUAACUCAUCCUCCAAUUGGCCCCGCUUUCUACAAAAGCCCCACUAAGUUUUCCUAAGGUAUGAACGAAGCGUCAAAAAGUUGGCGGGGAAAUCUGAAGGGGCAACUCCGAAUUGCGCCCGCGACAAGCUGAACAAGUCUUUGAUGCAACAUCAAUAAUAAGGAGCGCGCGUGCGGGACACAUAUUGCCGGUACUCUUAGGAGACAUCAGCGCCUCCUUCUCUGCUGCCGACCAUCCAGAACUCUUUGCCGACACGCGCACCACGCCCCAACUCCACUACCGGGUCCUUGUCCUGCGCUACGCCUCGAUAUGUCGACCACUACCGUGGCGAGGCCUGCAGCCUCUGCCACUCUUGCACCAGAAGGCGAACGGUUUCUAAGAUGCUGCGCCGAUAUUGCAAAUGCGCUCAUUGAAGACUACGAGGCGGCUGCGCGAGACCCAAAACACCGGCAAAAAGAUGUGAACCUGAACAGUCUGCGAGGCAAAUUCUCCCGCAAGCACAAGUUGAAGAAGAUCCCACCUUUGACUGCAAUCAUAGCCGCGGUCCCCGAGCAUUACAAAAAGUACAUCCUGCCAAAGCUCAUUGCGAAGCCGAUUCGAACGUCUUCUGGUAUUGCUGUUGUUGCUGUCAUGUGCAAACCGCAUCGAUGCCCCCACAUCGCAUACACGGGCAACAUCUGCGUUUACUGCCCAGGUGGUCCCGAUUCAGACUUUGAGUACAGCACACAAUCAUACACUGGUUAUGAGCCAACUUCAAUGCGAGCCAUCCGUGCCCGCUACGACCCAUUUGAGCAGGCCAGGGGUCGUGUGGAUCAGCUAAAGGCUCUGGGACACUCGGUGGACAAGGUUGAGUACAUCAUCAUGGGCGGUACCUUCAUGUCACUACCAGAGUCAUACAGGGAUGACUUUAUCUCGCAACUACACAAUGCUCUGAGCGGUUAUCAGACGUCAAACGUCGAUGAGGCCGUCGAGGCUGGCGAGAUGAGCAAUGUCAAGUGCGUUGGCAUCACGAUAGAGACCAGGCCCGACUACUGUUUACAGCCACACUUGUCUAGCAUGUUGAGGUACGGCUGCACACGGUUGGAAAUAGGAGUGCAGUCAUUGUACGAGGAUGUGGCGCGCGAUACCAACAGAGGUCACACGGUAGCAGCAGUUGCGGAGACCUUUUGCCUGGCCAAGGACGCCGGCUUCAAGGUCGUGAGCCACAUGAUGCCCGACUUGCCAAACGUCGGCAUGGAGCGAGAUGUGGAUCAGUUCCGAGAGUACUUUGAAAACCCAGCCUUCAGAACGGAUGGUCUGAAGAUCUACCCGACGCUAGUCAUCCGCGGUACCGGUCUUUACGAACUCUGGAGGACAGGACGAUACCAAAAUUACACACCCAAUGGGCUUAUCGACCUAGUGGCUCGGAUUCUCGCCCUGGUUCCACCGUGGACGCGCAUUUACCGUGUCCAGCGUGAUAUUCCCAUGCCGCUCGUCAGCUCGGGUGUAGAGAACGGCAACCUGCGGGAGUUGGCUCUGGCGCGUAUGAAAGACUUUGGUACAACAUGCCGUGAUGUCAGAACGAGGGAGGUCGGCAUCAACGAGGUCAAGCACAAGAUACGGCCAAACCAGGUCGAGCUCGUGCGCCGUGACUACGUUGCCAACGGCGGCUGGGAGACAUUCUUGGCAUACGAGGACCCUAAGCAGGACAUUCUUAUUGGCCUGUUGCGGUUGCGUAAAUGCACUGAAAAGUACACUUUCCGCGAAGAACUCACGGGUCAGCCAACAAGUUUGGUGCGGGAGCUGCACGUCUAUGGUACCGCGGUGCCUGUGCACGCCCGAGACCCCAAGAAGUUCCAGCAUCAGGGUUUCGGCACUCUGCUGAUGGAAGAGGCAGAGCGUAUUGCCCGUGACGAGCACGGCAGUGAAAAGAUAAGUGUCAUUUCGGGUGUCGGUGUCCGCAGUUACUACAAGAAACUGGGAUACUGGCUCGACGGGCCAUAUAUGAGUAAAUGGCUUGAUGGGAGGCCGGGUAAUUAGCUAUCUCCCUAGAUAGACGCUACCAAUCGACCUUUCUGACUCACUCUUCCCCCACUAUAUAUCCCUUUUCUUUUGAGAUACCGACACGAGUUGCAGAA
Pyricularia oryzae 70-15 is the source of this 2172-nucleotide messenger RNA. RefSeq names its product elongator complex protein 3. Gene Ontology annotation, molecular function: iron-sulfur cluster binding; acyltransferase activity, transferring groups other than amino-acyl groups. Bases 365 to 2074 code for a protein of 569 amino acids. Gene Ontology annotation, cellular component: elongator holoenzyme complex; cytoplasm; nucleus. The transcript has a single exon. Gene Ontology annotation, biological process: tRNA wobble base 5-methoxycarbonylmethyl-2-thiouridinylation. The record is from RefSeq and is a predicted model, not a curated record. Lineage: Eukaryota; Fungi; Ascomycota; Sordariomycetes; Magnaporthales; Pyriculariaceae.